AGAGAGGGGGAAAAGUGUGUGAGAGAAAGCGAGAGAGAGAGAGAGGAUCGGCGUGUGCGAUGGUGUUGGCAAUGUCGGGCUUUACGCAGUCAACAUUUGAGUCUCCUCUCUUUGCGAGAUAAAUAAAAGUCGAUGGCAAGUUGUUUCGGACAACGGCAAGAACAGUUACUCUUUUAUUGAGCAAAAACAAAAACCAACAAGCACAAUAAACCACAUUUAAUACUCAAAGAAAGGACCCCCCCCCAUACCCCCUUCCCCACAGUCUGCUUUUAAGAUGAGUUCACGGAGAUUCAGAAUGUCACACAGCAGCAAGGUUGACCUUUUCUUGGCCGACACUUUAGCUACCGUUUCUUUCACCGGAGGUCUCAUAAUAUUCUUGAUCUCAAUAAGUACAUCAUCCUGGGUUGUUUUGGACGGAGGAGCUUACAUUGGCGUCUGGAACCUAUGUUUGGUUGUCAAAGGAAGCGAUGAAAUGGAUUGUUCAUCUUACCAUAAUAAUCCAGAUUUUGCUCGAGCUUCCCAAGGUUUCUUUGUGGUGGCUCUCGUCUGUCAGCUGGCCUGUCUGAUAACCCUCAUCUGCUACACAGCCAUUUCUCAUGCUAACAAAAUCAUCACAGUCAUUUGUCUCUGCCUCAUUGCAUUCUCUGCUGGUUGCUUAACACUCAUGGGAACAAUUGUGAUGGCAGUGAAAGGAAAAGAUUACCUUUACGCCAUGAAAACUCAUAAUUACCGAACAAUAAACAAUUUUCCAUCUUUGACAAACGUUGACCUCACCGGACAAUUAACGGUCGGCUGGUCCUUGGCCCUGGCCAUAGUCUCUGGGUGCUUCACCCUGAUAGGCUUUGGAAUUUGGUUCACGGAAUAUCAAGUCUUAAAAACUGCUGAAGAAAACAACAACACAAGAUGAGGAUGGAUAAAACAAAAAAAGAAGAAAACUGGAUAAAAAAUAAAAACAAUUGGACAAAAAAAAUAUUGAAAAAAAAAAGAAAACAAAUGUUUGUUUUGAGAAUCUCAGAACAAGAAUUGAUGAUGUGUAUGGAACUUUUGGCGUCAAAAGAUAUAUUUUUAUUUA
Messenger RNA from Octopus sinensis (East Asian common octopus), 1072 nucleotides. RefSeq lists its product as uncharacterized. Bases 275 to 907 code for a protein of 210 amino acids. The record is from RefSeq and is a predicted model, not a curated record. The transcript is spliced from 4 exons. NCBI's taxonomy places the organism in Eukaryota, Metazoa, Mollusca, Cephalopoda, Octopoda, Octopodidae.